This is a messenger RNA of Penicillium daleae, 612 nucleotides long. RefSeq lists its product as uncharacterized. Bases 1 to 612 code for a protein of 203 amino acids. The record is from RefSeq and is a predicted model, not a curated record. NCBI's taxonomy places the organism in Eukaryota, Fungi, Ascomycota, Eurotiomycetes, Eurotiales, Aspergillaceae. The transcript is spliced from 2 exons.
AUGCCCAUCACCGAAUUCGCUCUCUUCCGUCUCAAGGAACAGACACCAUCAGCAGCCACCAAGGCUAGUUUCCGGGACGUCAUCAAAGAACAAUCAGCAUGGUCGAAGUACCCAGUGCAUUUCCUCCAUCAGCUCGAAGACUCGGGACUGGUGUAUCUUCUCGGUGGGUGGGCGUCUGUGGCCGAGCAUUUCGGAGAGUGGAUUACUUCGGAGCCAAAUCAGCGGUUACUGGCUGAACUCAAGGAUGCUAUUAAUAUUGAGUGGUUGUUUCAUCUGGAUAUUGAUCCGUCCUCACACAGCAUUCCGCUAAAUGCACCCGUCCUUGGUAUAAGCCGAUACUUCGUUGAGGCGAGCAAGAAAGCCGAAUUCGAGAGGAUCUUCAAUGCAGGCGCCCCUCGUUUAGGUGACUACACGGCACCCUACAGCUACGCCGGUAGCUGGCGGGUCGAUAAAGAAGGCGAGGACGAGGAAUUCGUGCUCUUCACCGGGUGGAACAAAGUCGAAGACCACUUUGGAUUUGCCCAGUCUGAUGCGUUUAAGGAAUUCGGUAAAAUCAAAGGUGCUAUCAAGGGUGCAGAGAUUAAACAUGUACACUUGGAGAAGUGGGAGUGA